AUGAUCUUAAAUCCUUCAAACUUUGGUGGGGGAGGUCCAAUGUUACAGCAUUCAUCAUCAUCAGCUGCUUCUGGUGCUGGUCCUUCUUGCUCAUCAAUACCAUCACAACCUCAAAGUCAAGUUUCUUCUCAACAAAUGUUUGGAUCGCCACCAUCUCAAGCAACAACAGUCAAUACUUUAUUGGAUGGAUACAAUCCAAAUCCAUUCCGUUCAACAAAUCCUCCAAACAAAACUGGUGGUCAAGGUAGUGGACAACAACAGUUUUCAUCAAAUGAUGGAAUGCCCCUUCCUGAACCGCCAGCAACUACUAGAGAUUGGCAUGCUUCUAUAACUCCUGAUUUGAGAAAUCAUUUGGUUGGAAAAUUGGUUAAGGCUAUUUUUCCAUCGCCCGAUCCUGCUGCAAUUCAUGACCAACGCAUUCGUGAUUUAAUCACAUAUGCUCGAAAGGUCGAAAAAGACAUGUUCGAACAAGCGCCAGAUAAAGAAGCUUAUUAUCAUAUGUUAGCAGAAAAAAUUUACAAAAUUCAAAAAGAAUUGCAAGAAAAGAAAAACCGAAGAUUAAAUGAACAACAAAAUCAACAACUUGGAGGAGGACAAUUACAACAACAGGCAGAUUUACAACAACAUCAUCAAGCAUUGAUACAUCAACAAUCAGUACAUAUUAGAGAAAUAAAGCAAGAACCAAAAGGUGAACAACAACAGCCUCAAGGGAAUCAACCAAUGUUAAAUUUUGUUGAUCAAAUACCUAAUAAACGUCCAAAGAUUGAGGAACCUGAUAUUCCAUCAACCUCAGAACUAUCAUUAUCAAUUAAAAUGGAAUUAACUAAUAAUACUAACACCAACAUAUUUCCAUCAACAUCUUCAGAAUCUGCUUCAACUAUUACUACUAAUAGGCGUCCUACAACACCUAAAGAAUCUAAGCCAAGCACUUCAACUGCUCCUCCUGAACCUAUAAUUCGUGAUCCAAAGAUAUUUAGUGCUAAUGAAUUGCGAAGCCAUUUAUUACCAGUAUGGCAAAAAUUGUGGGAUACUGAACCUGAAUGUAUCCCUUUCCGUUUACCUGUAGAUCCGGAGUCGUUAAACAUUCCGGAUUACUUUGAUAUUAUUAAAAAUCCAAUGGAUCUUAAAACAAUAAAAGAUGGGCUAGAUCAAGGAAAAUAUAAAAAUCCAUGGGAGGUUUGUGAUCACAUGUGGCUAAUGUUUGAAAAUGCUUGGCUCUACAAUCGUAAAAACACAAAAGUCCACAAAUGGUGUACUCGUUUAAGCGAAAUAUUUAUUGAAGAAAUUAAUCCAGUAAUGAGACAAAUGGGUUAUUGUUGUGGUCAAAAACUUUCAUUUACUCCAUUAGUUCAAUUUUGUUUUGGAAUAACUAAAAAUAAUGCUGCUUGUGUUAUUGCUAGAGAUCAACCAUAUUUUAUGUAUGAAUGUAGUUCUAGCGGUUUUGGUGUUACUGUUGCUGAAAAAUAUAUUUAUUGUGUUAAAUGUUUUGAAGCUUUGCCUGAAAAGGGAAUUAAUUUGAAUGAAAAUACUUCUGAUCCUCCAAAUUGGAUACCAAAAACAAUGUUUCAAAAAAUGAAAAAUGAUCAAGUUGAUAUGGAACCUUUUGAUAAUUGUUUAAUUUGUGAUAGAAAAUGGCACCGAAUAUGUGCAUUAAAUAAUCGCAAAAUAAAUCCUGAAGGAUUUAUUUGUGAACAAUGUCGUGUUGAAAAAAGUAGACCACGCCCAGAAAAUAAAUUUACUGCCAAAAAAUUGCCACAUUGCCAAAUUAGUCGUUAUAUUGAAGACAGAGUUAACAACUUUUUGAGACAAAAACUAGAUGAAAAUGAUCCUGAAAUUGAAGUUAUAAUUCGUGUUCUUUCAAGUUCUGAUAAGGAAGUUGAAGUUAAACCUCAAAUGUUGAAAAAGUAUGGAGCCUCUGGUUAUCCUGAACGUUUUGCUUACCGCUCAAAAGCCAUUUUUGCAUUUGAAGUUUUGAAAGAUCCAGACACUGGUAUUUCAACAGAAGUUUGUUUCUUUGGUUUGUAUGUCCAAGAAUAUGGAACUAAUUGUGCUCAACCAAACCAAAGACGUGUUUAUAUCGCCUAUCUAGAUUCUGUUCAUUUCUUCCAACCGAGGCAUUUGAGAACUUCUGUUUAUUAUGAAAUUCUUUUGGGAUAUUUGCAGUAUGUCAAACGUCUUGGUUAUACAAUGGCACAUAUUUGGGCAUGCCCUCCUUCAGAAGGCGACGAUUAUAUAUUUCAUUGUCAUCCAACUGAACAAAAAAUUCCAAAACCUAAAAGAUUACAAGAUUGGUACAAAACAAUGUUAAAUAAUGGAAAUGAAGAAGGAACAGUCUAUAGCUAUAAAGAUAUAUUUAAUCAAGCAAAAGAUGAUGGACUUGACACGCCAACGAGAUUACCUUAUUUUGAAGGAGAUUAUUGGCCUAGAAUAAUAGAUGAAUGUAUACAAAGUGCAGAAAAAGAUGAAGAAAUUGAUAAAAGAAAAGCUUUACAACAAGCACAAACGGAAGAUUCGUCCAACCUUUCGGAUGACGACACAUUCCAAACAGAUGAUGGAUUACCAGUUAAAAAACAACAAAAGACAAAUAAUAAUAAUCAUAAGAAGAAGAGUAACCUUAAAAAAUCAGCGCAAAAUACAAAAAAGAAGGGAGGUGUAACAACAGGCAAUCCUGUUGUUGAUCGUUUAUUUCAACAAUUGGAGAAGCAUCGCGACGUUUUCUUUACUAUUCGUUUAUUCUCUGUCCAUGAUGAACAAAUUAUUAUUGGACAAAAACCGAGAAUUGAAGAUCCGGAUCCUUUAAUUAGUUGUGAAUUGAUGGAUACGAGAGAUAAUUUUUUGGCAAAAUCGAGAGAUGAACAUUGGGAAUUUAGUCAAUUAAGAAGAGCAAAAUGGUCAACUCUCAACUUUUGUUAUACUUUACAUACACAAGAACAAGAAAACAAAGGGUUAAGUUAUACUUGCAAUGUUUGUGAACAACCAGCCUCUUAUCAUUGCAAUACUUGCGAUGAUUACGACCUCUGUGAAUCCUGCAAAACAAAAAUUGACCAUCCUCACGAUAUGGAAAAAUUAUCACUUGUUGAAGAAAAAGCAUCUUCUGAUGCAUCCGCCGUUUCAAGAAAUGAGUCUAUAAAGAGAUGUAUUACUUCUCUUGUUCAUGCCUGCACAUGCCGGGAUGUAAAUUGUCGUCGUGGAACUUGUCACAAAAUGAAAAGGGUUAUUUCGCACACAAAGGCGUGCAAAAGAAGAGCAUCUGCUGGGGCAAAUUGUGCUGUUUGUAAACAAUUGAUUGCUCUUUGUUGUUAUCAUGCAAAACAUUGUACACAGCCAAAAUGCCAGGUUCCAUUUUGCCAACAAAUUCGACAAAAAUUGCAAGAACAAAAACGAUCUCAAAAUCGUCAAGCUGAAAGAAUGAUGCAAAGAAGAAUGAUGAAAUUACAAAGUUCAGGAGGUGGUGGUGGUGGAAUGAAUGGAAGUGGUGUUGGGGGUGGUGGAGUAGCUAUUCCUUCAAGCAAUAUAUCAACAUCACAAGGAGGUGGAGGACCUCAAAUGGGCGGUGGAUGGGUACAACCUCCUUCCCAGUCACCUCUUAUGGCAGGUCAACCUGUUUAUGGCUCUUCACAAAUACAACAACAACAUAUAGGAGGAGGAAUUCAAUCAAACCAAGUUAUUCCAUCAAGUAUGCAACAACAAUCACAUUUGCGUUUAAAUGGUCCAGCAGAAUUUCAUCAUAUUCAAAAUCAAUUACAAAAUCGUAUGGUUAACUCCCCUCCUAUUGGUGGACAACAACAAUCUGGAAGUAGUUAUCAUCAACAAAUAAUUGGAGGACCAAAUUCCCAUCCUCAUCAAAUGCCACCGGGCGUCGGAGGAGCGAGUAUUCAUCGAGUUCCCUCAGCUGGUACAAUUCACCAACAACACCCAUUAAUCUCUCAACAACAACAAAUAAAUCCUCCUUCUUAUGGCAUUCGUCCAAGUCCAAGCCAACAACAACAAAAUUUGUCUUUUGUUCAACAGCAACAACAACAAAUGGGACAGCAACAUAGACCUCAACUGCAACAUAGAUUUCAACAUUCACAGCAACCACCUCAACGUGGUGGAGGAGGUGAGAAGACGAAGAGAUAUUUUCGAAAUAAUUUUUGA
This is a messenger RNA of Meloidogyne enterolobii, 4137 nucleotides long. The record is from the annotation of a GenBank genome assembly. NCBI's taxonomy places the organism in Eukaryota, Metazoa, Nematoda, Chromadorea, Rhabditida, Meloidogynidae.